Molecule: messenger RNA, 633 nt
Organism: Belonocnema kinseyi
Lineage: Eukaryota; Metazoa; Arthropoda; Insecta; Hymenoptera; Cynipidae
Product: adhesive plaque matrix protein-like
Exons: 4
Coding region: 1-633 (210 amino acids)
Source: RefSeq, a predicted model, not a curated record
AUGAAGACGAAUUCACAAACCAAAUGCUCGCAAAGCAGGGCUGAAUUAUGUUUGUCAGAACCGGUUUAUGCUGGUAAAUUUAUUUCCAAUAUCGGAACUGUUUUUGAGAAGGAAAUUGAAACGUUGCCUAAAAUUGUAAAAGAUGCCGCGCCAUAUGCUGCUCAAUUGCCUGUAGUGGGCCCUGCAGUUGGAAUCGGCAGGGCAAUAGGUUCGGAGAUGGGUCAGGCUAUAAGAGGCUCAAAGAGACACGUAGGUCAAAAUCCUAGAUCUGCUAGAUACCCACUAGCUAGACAUCCAGUAGCUAGAUACCCACCAGCUAGACACCCACUAGCUAUAUACCCACCAUCUAGAUACUCGCCAGCAAGAUACCCACCAUCUAGAUACCAACCAGCAGAGCACCCACCAGCUAGAUACCCAUCAGCAGAGUACCCACCAGCUAGAUACCCAACAUCAGAGUACCCACCAGGAGGCCGAUACGCACCAGCACCAGGAUACCCAGGCGCUUCUUCACCAAUUCCUUCUACAGUGGGAACGGAAUAUCCUGAAAGAUUUUUAACUACUAGAAGGGCAGGAUAUUCUGGAGUAUAUGCCGGAGCUGGAGAAAUGGGAUAUCCUAAAAAAUAUUUUGUGUAA